AUGUGUGCUGUUUACAUACAUUCAAAAAAUAUGCUUGUGGGUAAUAGUAAUAUUAAUAUUCAAAAUGAUAAUGUUGAUAUGUUAAUUUAUAGUUACUAUCAAUUAAUGGAUCCUUUAAGAGAUUAUGAAAGAAAAUUGUUUUGGAUUUUUUUAUACAAUAGGAAGAGAUGUAUUAAUGAUGUGUCGUAUCAAAAUAUUACGAAAAUUUUAUUAUAUGAUGAUAAGUUAUACAUGUCCAUAUAUAAUACAAAUGUAUUAUUAUAUAUGAGGAAAAAAAAAUAUAUAUUAUAUGCUAUUACAAUUUAUACUUAUGUAUAUUCUAUUUAUUAUUUAUUGUUACAUGUAUUUGGAUUUGUUAAAUCAAUUUUGGAGAGCCAAAUUAAUGUGCAAUUUUAUAAAGGAAUUCAUAAGAAAAAAUAUAAUGAAUAUUGUUAUAGUUAUAUAAAGUACAAUGAAAAUUCAAUAUGUGAAGAGGGUGUGAAAGACACGAAGAAAAAAAAGUACAAUAUAAUUAUUAAACAAAUUAUAAAUAUGUAUAAACUUAUAGAAUUUAAUGUAACACCUUAUGUGGAAAUAAGUUGUGUAAGAUAUGAAUUUUAUAAUACAUUAACAUUGUUUAUUAUGUUGUGGUACAGUCAUAAUAAUGAUAAUUUUAUGAAAAAAGAAUUCACACAUUAUCGAUAUCUUAAAGAAAUUGAAAAAAUAAUAGAACAUUUUAUAUACAAAUAUGAAAAACCAAUUUUUAAAUAUUUAAAAUGCAAAAAGGUAGAUAACGUAAAUAUAUUUUUUUCUUAUCCUCUAAAUAAUAAAAACAAACGACAUGCUUAUAUCUUAAGAUCUAUAUGUAUAUAUAUUAUUGAAAGUCAAUGUUUCAAAUUUUUUCAUUUAAAUAAUUAUAUAUUAAAACGUAAUUAUUUGAAAAAGGCUCAUAAAUUUUUCUUAUCACUUCAAAAAUUAUUAAAACAUUUUAAUGAAUGUUUAAAAUAUUUCAUAUCAUUUCUGUUCCCUAAUAAAAAGUUUAAUGUUUUUAUUGAGUUUUCAUCUUAUAAUUUUACUGCUUUCUCUUUAAAUUAUAUUAUAAUAAAUUGUUAUACAUUACUUUUUCGAAUUAUUUUAUAUUUUUUUAAGAAUAAUAUCAAGAGAAUAUGUAGGUAUAUUAAAUACUAUGCCUUGAUGGAAAGGCUUAAUAUUAUUAAUGUGUGUUAUAUAAGAUUAUAUGACAAGAUGAAUAAAAGAUCUGAUCCUUUAGUACAGGUUUAUUCACACGUGCAUAUACAUACGUAUGAAUAUGUUUUAGAACAUUGUUUGAAUGUAAAACAUAUAAUAAGUUAUAAUAAGGAAUCACUAUAUAAAAAAAAUAUAAAUAAUAAUAAUAAUCAUAAUAAUAAUAAUAAUAAUAAGUGUGGUAAUAAUAAUUAUAGUAAUAGUAAAGAAAAUCGCUACAACUAUAAUGAUAAGAAUAAAAAUGAUUCUAAGGAUAUUUUACAAUUUUGCAGCUUCAAUAAAAACAGUUAUAAUAAUCGAAAAGAACAAACGAAUAAUGAACAAGACGACGACGAUGAUGAUAAUAAUAAAAAAAAAAAAAUUUCAAAAUACGAAUCAGAUGACAAACAAUUUUUAAUAGUGAAAAGAAAAAAUGUUAAAGUUAAUGAUAAUAAUCUUUUAAAAGUUAAAAAAAAAGUUAUUAAAAAAAAAAUUGAAAAAAGAAAGAAAGGUUAUAGUUUUAAUAUAGGUUGUGAAAAAUAUAAUAAUCAAAUAAAAAAAAAUAUGAAGACAUAUAAUAAUACAAGAACAUUUUAUAUUAAUAUGAAUGAAUAUAAAAAAGUUAUAUUAAAAAAGUUAAAAUUUAUGAAUAAAAGAAUAAAUAAUUAUUUCAUUAAAGACAGAAAUAUUUUUACUAAUAAAUAUAGGUCUAAAAAAAGAUAUUUUACUAAAAUAUUAAAAAAAAAAAAAUAUUUAUAUACUUAUGAAUCAAAUAAAAAGGGUAAGAAGAAUGUUUAUUUAAAUGAACAAUCGUUUAAAAAUAAAAUGUUGAGAUCAUUAUUUUAUAUUAUUAAAUAUAAAAAUAUUUGUGAUAAUUUGAUAAAUAUAAAUUAUCAAGUUUAUGACUUAUUGAAUAAAGAUGGAAUAAAAAAUUUUAAUUAUAUAGAGGACAAUAGAAAUUUGAAUCGUAUUAAUGAAUAUAAACAAUUUUGUUUGAAUGAUUAUAAUGAUUGGACAGCAUAUACAAAAAAUGAAAUUUUAAAUUAUAUAUCUGAUUAUUUGUAUGAAUCACAUGAAUAUAAUGAUUUUGAAAGUUUAAAGAAGAUGUUACAAAGAAUAUUUUCUUGUGAUAUGGAUACUUCUUAUAAUAAUAAUAAUAAUAAUAAUAAUAAUGAAAUUAUAAAUUUGAAUAAUAGUUAUUUGGAUAAUCAAAAUAAAUAUAAUACAUCAAAGACAUCAUUUAAUAGUAGUAAUAAGCAUUGGUUUGUUUAUAAAAAAAGUAUUAAGGAAGAAAAGAAAUAUUAUAUACCUUUGAAUAAUGUGAUGAAUAACAAAGUGAAUGGAUGUUAUAAUACAAAUGAUUAUGUUAAUUGUAUAAAUGGUGAUAUUACAGAAAAGAUGAACGUUCCUAAUGUGAAGACAUUAGACAAAGUUGUAAUUGAUGAUAAUAAUGAUAAUAAUAAUAAUAAUAAUAAUAAUAAUAAUAAUAAUAAUAAUAAUAAUAAUGAGGUUGAUAAAAAUAAAAAAGGGUUACAGAAAAAACAAAUAAUAUAUAUAGAUGAACAUGUGGAAGAAGAUACUGUUCACAUGUUAAAGUUACAAGAAAAGAAUUUAUGUAAAUAUUUUCAAGAAAUCCAAAUUGGAUUAAUAAGAUAUAUUGAUUGUUUACUAAAACGUUACAUUAAAAAUUUAAAUCACGAUAAAUAUUUAAAUAUAUUUUAUAAAGAUACAUAUAAUAAUAAUAAUAAUAAUAAUAAUAAUGAUAAUAUCGAUAAUGAUAAUAUGUUAGGGGUCUUAUAUAAUUUAUUUACAUCCAUUAGAAUUGAUGAUAUGAAUAAGUGUAAUUAUGAAACAUUUCAAAUUGUAUUAAAUAAUAAAAUAGUAGAUAUAAUAAAUAUUUUAGAUAAAUUAAAGACAUAUACAACUCACGAAUAUAAGAGUAUGAAUUGUUCAUGUAGUUUGAAAGAACAUGGAAAUCUAUUUAAUCAAAAUGUAAAGUAUAAAAAUUUUUUAAAUAAUAAAUAUAAUACAAUUGGUAAUAAGGAAGUACCUAUAAAUGAAUAUCGUUUCUUGGAUAGUCAACGAACAAACGAAGAUAACCAAAUAUAUAAAAAUAGUGAUAAUGUUAUCUAUGAAAAUGUUUAUGAUGAGAGUUUUAUAUUUGAUCGUAAAGUUUGCUCUAAUAAUACCUGCGUGAGUAUUAUUAAUCAGAGUAGUAAUAGUGAUAGUAGGAAAUUAAAUUAUUUUAUAAAAAAUGAAAUAUAUGAUUUUGGAUGUAACCAAAGGAGAGAAGCAAAUCCGAAUAGUGAAAGAUCAUAUGGUAUAAUAUAUAAUGAAAAUGAUAUGAAAAUUAAUUUGGGGAUGUUAUUAAGAAAUGAUAUAUCACUAUUUAAUAGGAGUAGAAAUGUGAACAGGAUAAACGGGAAUACAAAUAAUUGUAACAGGUGUGACGAUAAUAAUGCUGAUAAUAAUGAUGAUAAUAAUGAUGAUAAUAAUAAUGAUGAUAAUAAUAAUGAUGAUAAUAAUAAUGAUGAUGAUGAUAAUAAUAAUCACAAUAGUAACAAUAACAAUAAUAAUAAUAAUCACAAUAGUAACAAUAAUAAUAAUCAUAUAAAUAGAGAUAGAUACAUUAAUCAACAUAACAUUAUUAGCAACGAAUGUAUUAGGCAACAUAUUAAAUAUACAAAUAUAAAUUUUAACAACCAUAAGAAUGGCUCCAUAAACGAAAAUGUAAGAAAUAAAAAUACCAUAACACAAGUGAAUGGACUGAAUUAUAAUACAAAGGAAAAAGAUAAAGAAAAGAUUAAUCAUAGUGAUAACAAUAUACAUACGAAGAAAAUUAUACGAAAUUAUUCAAAUAAUGUGGAUAUGCAUUUUAUGAAUAACAAUAUACAAUUAGAUAAUAAUAAUAAUAAUAAUAAUAAUAAUAAUAAUAAUAAUAAUAAUAAUAACAAUAAUAAUAAUUGUAAUUAUAUUAGAUGGGAAAAUGUUUUUCCAUAUUGUAAUAGUUGUGAAAAUAAAUAUGCUAAUAAAUUUGAAAUAAAUAAUUUUGAUAAUAACAUUAUGAAUAAAUGUGUAAAGUAUGAGUGUAUUUGUUGUGGUAAUAAAAUAAGAAAUGAAGAAAUAUAUAAUAUACUUGGAAAGGUUACUUCUGCAAAUUUAAGCAAUAUAUAUAAAUCCAAUAGAAUAAAUAAUACUGAUAAUAUUUUAAGAUACAAUAGAGAAAAAGAAUGGAUGAGUUCAUUUUUUUUUAAGGAAAAUAAUAAUAGGGAAAUAUACAAAGAAGAAUAUGAUGAAUAUAAAAAUGAUUUUUUUUUGAAUAUAAAAGAAGGAGAAAAAAGUAUGCUUGAUAAUAUAUUCAGAAAUAAUUCCUUUAAAGAAAAAUUAAUAAAUGAAGAAAAUAUAACAAAAACACAUAACAAUGUUUAUGUUAAUAUUUCACAAAAUAAUGACAUAGAAAAAGUGGGAAAGCAACAAGAUUGUAAUAAUUCAUUAUUACAAUUAUCUUUAUAUCGAAUAAAUAAAACGAACAAUAAUAAUAAUGAUAUUAUUAUUCAUAAUAAUUGUAACAUAAACAAUAUCAAUAAUUUAAAUAGUGGUAAUAACACACAUAGUAGCAAUAAUGUUGUAAGCAGGAAUACUAUUGAGAGUAGUAAUUAUAGAAAUGAUAUGUACCUUAACACGAAUGACAGAAUUAUAUUUCAUCAAUAUAAAAAUAGUUGUAUGAUUAAUGAUAAUAAUCGUUAUGAAAUAAAUAAGGAUUAUAAUAAUAAAAGUAUAAAUGAAUGUGAAGCAGAAGAUAUUAAAGACACCAAUGAAGUUAAAGAGAUAUCUAAUGGUGUUUUAUAUAAUUAUUUGAAUGAUAUGAAUGAGAGAUUUUUUUACAAUUAUUUGGAUGAGAAUGAUAAUAAAUAUGAUAGUGAUGUAAGGAGCAAUCAUAUUUCUAGUAACAAAGAUUAUGGUAACAAGGAUUAUGAUAACAAGGAUUAUGAUAAUAAGGAUUAUGAUAACAAGGAUUAUGAUAACAAGGAUUAUGAUAACAAAGAUUAUGAUAACAAGGAUUAUGAUAACAAGGAUUAUUAUAACAAAGAUUAUUAUAACAAAGAUUAUGGUAACAAGGGUUAUGAUAACAAAGAUUAUGAUAACAAAGAUUAUGAUAAAAAAUAUUAUGAUAAAAAAUAUUAUGAUAAAAAAUAUUAUGAUAAAAAAUAUUAUAGUAACAACAAUUAUGAUGAUAAUCAUAAUUGUAGUAAUCAUGUAUAUUAUAAUUAUGAUAGCAUUAUAUCUAGCGAAAAUCAAAUAUAUAAAAAUAUACAAGAAUGUAAAGAUAUCAAUUUAGUAAACGAUAUGAAACUUUACAAACGGGGUACUAUUAAAAAUAAGUAUGAUAAAAUUAUUAAUGACGAUAUGAUGCAGAGUUAUAAAAAUAAAUACAAUAAUAAUAAUUAUUAUAAAGGAAAUGUGGGAAGUUAUUAUGAUAUAAAUAGUGAGUAUUAUAAUAAUGAUAUAAUAAAAUGUAAUGAAAAUAAUAAUGAUAUGAAAGUUGAUUCAAAUAUACUUAAUGAUUUUUUAAAAAAAAGGAAUAGUACGGAAAGUACACUUUUGAUAAAUCAUUAUAAUUAUAAAAUGGGAUCAAUAAAUAAUAAUAAUAAUGAUAGUAGUGAUAAUAAUAAUAAUAAUAAUAAUAAUAAUAAUGAUAGUAGUGAUAAUAAUAAUAAUAAUAAUAAUAAUAAUAAUGAUAGUAGUGAUAAUAAUAAUAAUAAUAAUGAUAGUAGUGAUAAUAAUAUUAAUAAUAAUGAUGAUGAUAAUAAUAAUUAUUAUUAUUAUAACAUAAACAGUGAUCUCUUAUUACAUCAACUAAAUAAUAUCUGUAAUAACAGAAAUAAUAAUAUAUCUUUAGAAAGGCGAUUAAAUUAUUUAAAAGACGCAUUAAUAAAUAAAAAAAAAACAAAACAGACAGGGAAAAAAGAAGUUGAUGAUUUGAGAAAUCUUAAAAGUAAGAGAGAUGUUUUUUCUUAUAUAGAAAAUUGUCUUUUAGAUAACAAUAUUGAAAAGAAUAAAAAUUAUAUAAAAUUGAAAAUUAACGAAAUAGAGGACACUAAAAGGAAUAAUCAACAUUAUAAGAAUUAUGAUAAGUAUAAAAAUAAUUAUGAUUGUAACAAUAAUAAUAAUAAUAAUAAUAAUAAUAAUAAUAAUAAUAAUAAUAAUAAUAAUAAUAAUAAUGUCAUAUUUAAUAUUGAUGAUAAUGCUUGUAAAACGUCUGACAACAGGUCAAGAACGCAACCAUUACAAAACAAAAAUAUAAAUAAAAAUGAAUACAUCAAUUCAAUUAAAAUAUAUGAAAAUAUAAAUGAAAAUUAUAAUGUACUUGUACAGAAUAUAAAUAAUAUAAGAAUUAAAAAUGAAAAAAAUUACCCUGAACAAAAUAGCCAUCGUGAAAAUAAUAAUGACGUAAUUAAUGAUAAUAAUAGUGAUGAUAAUAGAUGUAAUGAUAAUACUCAUUUAAUGAAUGAACUAAAUAAUACAAAUGAGGAAGGCUCAAAUGUUAAAAUAAUUAAUGGUAAUGUAUGUUCGUUCUCUAAUAACAACAUAAAAGAAACAUUCAAAGAUAAAAAAAAGGUACAAGAUAUAUUACAUAUAAAUGGACAAUGUAAACCUUGUGCAUUUUUUUACAAUAAAAAUAAAGGAUGUAGAAAUGGAGAUUCUUGUGAAUUCUGUCAUCAUAUAGAUCAUUCUAACUUAUCAUUAAAACAGUGGAAAAAACAACAGAAAAAAAUGAUGAAAUUAGGUCUUCUAAAUAUUGAAAAACAAAACAAAAUGGGAAAAAUAGAUAUAGCUAAUAAAGAAAAGCAAAAGAAUUCUAUUAAUAUGGAAAAUCUAAAUAAUACGAAUAAUAUUAUUAUUAAUAAUGAAAAUUUUAUAAGAAAAGAUAAUGGUAAGUUGAAUGAAUCAAAUAAUAUAGUAGACUAUACAAGUGAAAGUAACAAUAAUAGUAUAAAUAAAGCCUUGAAUAAUUAUAAUAUUUUUAUAAGUCAACAUAAACUAUAUAAUGAUGUGACUACUACGGAUAAAAAAGAAUUUAAUAAACAAAGUGAUCACAUUUUUAAUAAUUAUCAUAUUGAUGGAUAUAAUGUAGACAAUGUUCGGAGUAGUAAUCAUAUAAGUAAUAACAGCAUAAUAAUUAAUAAGCGAAUGAUAAGUAAUAAUAAAAUUGUUAUUAAUAAUCACCAUAUAAGUAAUAAAAAUAUGAUAUUUAAUAAGAACAUUAUAAGUAAUAACAUUAUUAUGUAUAAUAAAAAGAAAAGUAACAACAGCAGUAGUAGUUGUUGUAUCAACACAAUACAUGGACACAACAACAAUAAUAACGAUUUUGUAUGUAGCAAUAUCUUGAGAAACAUGACUAAUAAAAAGAUAGACUUAAAAGAUAAUAUGAUUUUAAAAAAUAUAUCUACAAAUAAUUGUGAAAUAAAGAAUCUUAAUUCGUGUUCUCUUUUAUCACAUUCAUCUCAUAAUGGUUCAUACAAAACAGAUGAAUUUCUAAAUGUAAAUGAAAAAUAUAGAAUUAAUGAUAUAAAUAUAUUACAUAGUGAUAAUAAGUUUUAUAAUAUUCACACAAAUAAUCAUAAAAGUGAUUUAAAAUGUGUAGGUGGCAAUAUUACAAAUGAUAAAUUCGAAAAAAGUAUCUUAUCGCAAAUUAAAACAAAUGAAAAAGAUAAUAUAAGGCAAAUAAAACAUACUAAUAUUGAGCAGGAUAAUAAAAAAUAUCUUCUUCCUGUUAAUCAUAAUGAAAUAUAUUUAGAAGAGCACAAUAAAAUAAAGAGUGAUAAAAAUGAGACAGAAGAUCAUGAUACAAUACGAAAAAAAAUUAUAUAUAACAUUGAAAAAAAUCUUUUAGAAAAUAGACCUCUAAAUUUUAAUAACGCUCAUGGUUAUAAAAGUAUGAUAAAUAGUAUGAGUACUUUAAAUAUGAAUAAUGUUUCUUAUGAUAAAAUGAAGAUAAUGAGUAUGACUAAAGACAUCGACAAAAAUGUUAUAAAACAAACAAACUUAUUUCCUAAAUUUAUAAGAACUAAUAAUAAUAUAGUACAGGAUUACAUAAAUGUUACUGAUAAUAAUAGUACACGUGAUAUUACAUAUAUUAAUGAUAUAUUAAAGCGGGAACCUUUAAAAGAAAAUGUAAAUUAA
Plasmodium reichenowi is the source of this 8388-nucleotide messenger RNA. RefSeq lists its product as hypothetical. Gene Ontology annotation, molecular function: metal ion binding. The coding region runs from base 1 to 8388 and encodes 2795 amino acids. The record is from RefSeq and is a predicted model, not a curated record. NCBI's taxonomy places the organism in Eukaryota, Apicomplexa, Aconoidasida, Haemosporida, Plasmodiidae. The transcript has a single exon.